Messenger RNA from Dentiscutata heterogama, 1203 nucleotides. Lineage: Eukaryota; Fungi; Glomeromycota; Glomeromycetes; Diversisporales; Gigasporaceae. The record is from the annotation of a GenBank genome assembly.
AUGUCUCAAGAAAUUGAUUAUGAUAAUAUUAACCUUGAUGAAAUUGAUUUUGAUAAAAUUGAUUAUUCAGAUACCGAUUUUUUACGACCAUUAAUUCAAAAAACUCCUUUACCUGCUUUAACAAUAUUUCCUAUUGAAAUUUGGACACAAAUAGUUUCUUACGUUAAUGAUAUUCAAACUUUAAAAAGUUUAAUUUUAACAUGUUCAAUAUUAAGAGAAAUUUUAAAAGAACCAUUAAUGACACAAAUGGUUAAAUGUGAACCAUUGAAUAAAUUAUUUGAAUUAACAAAAGAAUGUAUGAGAAAAGAAAAAAAUGAUGAUAAAGAAAAUCAAAAAACAGAUAUUAAAGAAAUUAUUUUCAAGAUGCAUAAAUAUGUUGAUAAAGUCGUAUAUAGUGAAAGUGGUCCAUCUAAAUGGACUGAUGAUAUACUUGAAUGGGAUGGGUAUAAUGAAAAGUUAGAUCUUUCUACUAACCAAGAAGCAUUUAGACGUGAAGUUGGACGUAGAGGAAAAGCUAGAGCUAAAGCUUAUAUUGAAUGGGAAUUGAAGGUUGAAAAUGAAAAGAAAGUUUUGAAAAGAGAGUUGGCUAAAUGUUGGGCAGUCACUGGAAAGAUGUUUCCAUUUAGUCAUGCAGAAAAUCGAGAAUGGAAGAGAAGACGUCAAGAGAAGUCAACUUCUGACCAAGAUAGCUCAUUAAUACCAAAGGAAAAUAAAGCCUCUCGUCAACCAAAACAACAUCAGCAAAGUACGAAAACUUGUGGUGUUUCCAAAAAUAGUCCACAACCAAGAUUCUCCAAACAAAAACAUCAUGAAACAGAAAAUUCUCAAACUAGCGGCUCAUGGAAAUUUUCACAUGAAGUACGUAAUCAAAGUAAGCCUAAAAGACCGAAUAUUGGAAAAGGUGAAGAGGAAUAUAAUAAAAAAAUUCUAACGGCACAUGUUACACCGACGCACUUUAAUAAUGGAGCAUCUUUUGAAGGAUUACCACACGAUGUGUUGACCAAUGUUAUGAUUAAAAUGUUAAAAAGGUUCUAUGGAAGCAAUGAAAGGGUAUUGAAGUUUCCUAGUGAUUUAAGUGGAUAUCAGAGGAAGCAAUUGCAUCGUCAAGCUGAAUUGCUAGGAGGAUUGAAAACUAUUAGUUUUGGUGAAGGUGCUGGGAGAUUUUUAGUCGUUAUGCGAGAAGACGUUGAGAUCAUGGAAUAA